Molecule: messenger RNA, 771 nt
Organism: Myotis davidii
Lineage: Eukaryota; Metazoa; Chordata; Mammalia; Chiroptera; Vespertilionidae
Gene: CUNH3orf70
Product: chromosome unknown open reading frame, human C3orf70
Exons: 2
Coding region: 78-614 (178 amino acids)
Source: RefSeq, a predicted model, not a curated record
AGCCCGCUGAGCAGCACGGGUGGGCGUGUCCUCGGUGCGCGCGGCCCUCCGUGGAGGGCAAGUACGUGUACCAGCCUAUGACCCCUGUGGAGCAGCUCCCCAGCACCGAGAUUCCUGUGAAGCCCCGGGAACCCACGAACACCAUUCAGAUCUCAGUCUCCCUCACUGAACACUUUCUGAAAUUUGCAUCUGUCUUCCAGCCUCCCCUCCCGCCUGACUCCCCAAGGUACUGUAUGAUCUCAGACCUCUUUAUUGACAACUACCAGGUUAAGUGUAUUAAUGGGAAGAUGUGUUAUGUGCAGAAGCAGCCGGCACCACAUUCCCACAAAAUGAGCCCUCAGGAGGUCUCUGCACCCGAUGCCUUAAUUUCAAAAGAGAGCAAUACACCAAAAAUAGAUCACUGCUCUUCUCCCUCAAGUUCUGAGGACUCUGGGAUCAAUGCCGUCGGGGCUCACUAUGUGGAAUCGUGUGAUGAGGACACGGAGGAAGGAGCAGAAUUGAGCUCAGAGGAAGACUACAGUCCAGAGAGUAGCUGGGAGCCGGACGAGUGCACCCUUCUCUCCCCGUCGCAGUCCGACCUGGAGGUGAUUGAAACGAUAGAAACCACCGUGUGAGGCAGGGCAGGAAGCCGCGUCCUCUGGUCCCUGCUGCGCUUUGUACUCGUGUUGAUGGACCCUUUUGCCAGUGCAGUUGGUAUUUUCGACCCCUAACAACUGCAGCAGUUCAGUGGUCUGCUGAUUAGCUAAACUCUUAAAUUAGUCUUAUAACUAA